AUUUAUCAUCGUUGUUGGUGUUCGGUUGUGCAUGUUAUCAUCUUCAAAACAAAGUCUGUGCUAUUUGUGAAAACAAAUCCAGUGAUAAUGUCGUGCUGCAAAGGCCCUGGAUACUCGUCGCCAAUGGAGGCGUUCAGAAGUGGGCCGCGAGAGGAGCUCCUAUAUGUCGUCUGUGUCCAACCAGACAAGACUAAAGAGGACUACUUGGCCACCGUCGACGUUGACCCUAAAUCGCCUACUUAUAGCCAGGUAAUCCAUCGUACGUACACCGGCCAAGUGGGUGACGAGCUACACCACAGCGGGUGGAAUGUAUGCUCGAGUUGCCAUGACAACGCUAACCUGAAGAGGAACUUGCUUAUCCUGCCCGCGUUGGUCUCCAGCAAUGUGUACGUGGUAGACGUAGGCACUGACCCGCGUAAACCGAAGAUGCAUAAGGUAAUCGACGGCUCGGAGAUAAGGUCGUUCAACUGCAGUUUCCCUCACACGACGCACUGCCUAGCAUCUGGCGAAAUCAUGAUCUCAAUGAUGGGCGAUAAAGACGAAAACGGGAAAGGGGAUUUUGUCCUCAUCGACUCGCAGACUUUGAAAGUGACAGGGACGUGGACAAAAGGAAAAACUGCGCAGUUCGGUUAUGAUUUUUGGUAUCAGCCUUACCACAACGCUAUGAUAUCUACGGAAUGGGGUACACCUAAAUAUUUUAAAACAGGCUUCCACCCUGAUGACGUGACCAAUCCGAAGAGAUACGGUUCAUCCUUAAAUAUGUACAAGUGGUCAACUCGUGAGUUGCAACAAGUUAUAGAUCUGGGUAAGGAGGGCACGGCUCCCCUUGAGGUCAGAUUUCUCCAUGAUCCUAAAGCCGCAUUGGGAUUUGUCGGAUGCGGCGUCGAGGCUAACGUUUUCAGAUUCAAAAAGACCUCCGAUGAAAAGUGGAGAGCUGAUAAAAUCAUUGAUGUACCAGCAAAAAAAGUAUUGCAAGAUGGCGUAGAAACCGAGCUUAAUGGAUUGAUGACCGAUAUCCUGCUGUCAUUGGAUGACAAGUAUUUAUACUUCACGUGCUGGCUGCAUGGGGACGUACGUCAGUACGACGUGUCGGAUCCGGAAAAUCCAAAGCUAACCGACCAGGUCUUUUUGGGAGGACAGAUGGCUAGUGAAAACUUAACUGUAGUUGAAGAUAAGGACAAUAAGGGUCCGUAUAAGCAAGUGACGGUGAAAGGCAAGACCCUGCAAGGCAGCCCGCAGAUGCUACAGCUAUCUCUUGACGGCAAGAGACUUUAUGUUUCGUGCUCUCUUUUCUCACCUUUUGAUAAACAGUUCUAUCCGAAAACCAGUGAAGAGGGCGGCUGGAUCGUGAAACUGGACAUUGAUACUGAAAACGGAGGUAUGACUCUGGACCCCAACUUCCUGAUCGACUUCGGACAAGAACCCAACGGGCCAGUCUUGCCGCAUGAAAUGAGGUAUCCAGGAGGGGACUGCACUUCAGAUAUUUGGCUUGCGGAUAGUUAAUAAAAUUGUUAUAUUUUACGAUAUUUCAAAUAUA
This is a messenger RNA of Cydia amplana, 1537 nucleotides long. Its product is annotated as methanethiol oxidase. Bases 88 to 1503 code for a protein of 471 amino acids. The record is from RefSeq and is a predicted model, not a curated record. Gene Ontology annotation, molecular function: selenium binding. The transcript is spliced from 11 exons. NCBI's taxonomy places the organism in Eukaryota, Metazoa, Arthropoda, Insecta, Lepidoptera, Tortricidae.